Ochotona curzoniae (black-lipped pika) is the source of this 522-nucleotide messenger RNA. RefSeq names its product serine peptidase inhibitor Kazal type 6 (gene SPINK6). The transcript has 6 exons. Bases 1 to 522 code for a protein of 173 amino acids. Lineage: Eukaryota; Metazoa; Chordata; Mammalia; Lagomorpha; Ochotonidae. The record is from RefSeq and is a predicted model, not a curated record. Gene Ontology annotation, molecular function: protein binding.
AUGAAAAUAUCAGGUGUCUUUCUGCUCCUCUCUCUGGCUCUUUUCUGCAGAGGCAUAGAAGUAGAAGUGAGUCACAGGAAAGAAAUCAAGCUGAUCAACACCAGCUUACAUUUGAGCCAAGUCUGGGAUUCUAUACAAAGCCACAGAGGAGAAACUGGUGUUUUGAAUCAAGAGAAAAAGUCUCUUUCCGGGAGAAGAGAAGAGGGCGAGGGGGGAAGGGAGGGGCUAGAAACGCCCAAAGCGAAUGUUCUUGCCAAGUACUACUUCCGCAUCUGCUUUCUAAAGGACGAGAGAGGAUGGAUCACGAGAUCGCAGGGCCGGUUGCCAGGGGCAGGUGUCUUAAGGAGACGCCUCUUUCAAGUUGACUGUGCUGAGUUCCGUGACCCCAAGAUCUUCUGCACCCGGGAAUCUAAUCCCCAUUGUGGCUCGGAUGGCCAGACAUAUGGCAACAAAUGUGCCUUCUGCAAGGCAGUGGCGAAAAGCAAUGGGAAGAUUAACCUAAAGCAUCAUGGGAAAUGCUGA